UAUAAAUAAGCCAUCUCCUCGAGCAACACUCUUCACACAUCAAAGCAUCACACACACAAAUACACAUUUUCUCUUCUCUUCUUUGAUCUUUUCCUCUCUUCUACACAUUCAAAUGGCCACUGCUGAUGUUGAACAAGUGACUCCAGCCGCAGCUGAGCACGUCGAGAUGACACCACCAAAGACAGUAGAGCCUGAGGAAACAGUCGCCGUUGUGACUGAGUCUGCUCCAGCUCCGGUAACAGAAACUGAAGCUCCCGUGGAAGAAACAGAGGAAACCAAAACCGAGACGAAAGAGGAAGAAGCUCCCGUCGAAGUAACCACUAAAGACCUCCCCGUCGAAGAAACAGAGGAGACCAAAACAGAAACUGAAGAGUUCAAGAAAGAGGAAGAAGCUCCCGUGGAAGUAACCACUAAAGACCUCCCCGUCGAAGAAACAGAGGAAAUCAAGACAGAGGCGGAGGAGAUCAAGAAAGAGGAAGAAGCUCCGGUUGUGGAGGAAGAGAGCAAAGCAGAGGAAGUCGUAGAGCCUAAGAAAGAGGAAGAAGCUCCGGUGGUUGUGGAGGAAGAGAGCAAAACAGAGGAAGUCGUAGAGCCCAAGAAAGUGGAGGAAGAAGUGAAGACAGAGGAUACUCCAGCUGUUGUGGAGGAAAAGAAGAAGCCAGAAGCAGAGGAGGAGAACCCCACUGAAGUAGCAGCCGAGGAAGCCGCCGCAGCUCCGGUGGGAGUUGCCGUGGAGAAGGCUGAUGAGUAAAUCUGAAAGAAAGAAGUUUGCUACUUUAUAAGUACGUUGCGUCUUUGCUUUGUUGUUCCGAGUCUGUCACUCUUGGUGGCCCCUUUUGCAUCAUCUCCCUCUCUUUAUUCCUACUUUCAAUGUUUAAUAUAAUGAAUCCUCUUUAAAUAAACGAAACUCAUCUCUUGCU
This is a messenger RNA of Brassica oleracea var. oleracea, 920 nucleotides long. Its product is annotated as FK506-binding protein 4. The transcript has 2 exons. The record is from RefSeq and is a predicted model, not a curated record. Bases 113 to 751 code for a protein of 212 amino acids. NCBI's taxonomy places the organism in Eukaryota, Viridiplantae, Streptophyta, Magnoliopsida, Brassicales, Brassicaceae.